GAAAUUGCUUGACUCGCUCCCCAAGGAAUGGAGCCUGCAGUGUAUGAUGAUCAAGAAGGAAUUCCUCAACAAUCCUAAUCCUGUUACUCUGUCAGAUCUGAUCAACACUCUAAGGGCAUUUGAAAUGGACGUAAACAAGAGAGAGAUGAACACUGCUGGAUAUCAACCUAAAGCAACUCAACCUUCAGCAGGACUGAAGAAUGUAGCGUUUCUCGCUUCAGGGGGCAUUACUCCACAAGCUUCUGAUCUAAUUUAUGCAAAUGCUUCCGCAAGCGCAUCUAAAGCCCCACAACUUGUUGAGAAAACGAUCACUGUCGAUACUCAAGCACUGAAAGUUUCAACCGAGAAUGUGGCACUCUUCAACACUUUCCUAAGCAGCUAUGAAGCCCUAAUGUCUGGGGAAUUGAAGAAGGAGAUGUUUACUGCCGAAGACAUGUAUCAGGUUGAUCCAGAUGAUAUGGAAGAAAUGGAUCUGAAAUGGCAAAUGGCCAUGAUCACUCUGAGAUUGAAGAAGUUUCAAGACAAGACAGGCAAGCGAUUAGGUCUUGGAAAAGCUGGUUUUGACAAGUCUAAGCUGAGGUGCUACAACUGUAAGAAUCUUGGACACUUCAAGCGUGACUGUCCGAUGUUGAAAGAGGGAAACAGUGAAGCUACUCCUGCUGCUAAACAGAUCACUGCCGAAGAGAACAAAAGCAACGCUUCUCCCAGCACGCCAAAGGCUUUGGUUGUUGAAGACUAUGACUGGAGCGAAGAGAUCACUGAAGCUAAGGAACAAGUCAACAAAGCACUGAUGGCCAAAAUCUCUAGUGAAUCAUCUGCAAAGCACUUUGAGAAGCAGACAAAGGGAAUCCCAACUGGAAACAAUGAUGCUGACCAGGGAUUGAAAGGUAUUCUGCCUUCAGUGGAGUCUGGUGAUAAAGCUGAAAAAGAUGCUGAGAAAGGAAAGGAUAAAGUUCAAGCUACAGCCAUGAAAGCAGAUGCAUCAAAAGAGAAGGCUGACAAAGACUUGAUUCCAUUGAGUGUAAAGAAGAUGUGUGCGAUGAUGAUGGAGACUGCGGAGGGUCAAAAAUAGGAAUUGGUUAUUCAGGCGACAGUUAUUCCACCGUUAACUGGUUCGUCUGGAAUUGUUCUAAAAACAAUGUUAAGGAUGAAUGUAAUAGUUUAAGUAGGAUGGAUGACUGUAAUGGCCAAGUGCCUAAAACUAAAUCUGUGGAUGAAUGUAAGGGCCAUGUGCCUACAUUUGAGACCCGUGAUCAUGAACCUUAUGUGUCUGAAUGUCAUGGUUUGAAUUAUGCGUG
Molecule: messenger RNA, 1298 nt
Organism: Helianthus annuus (common sunflower)
Lineage: Eukaryota; Viridiplantae; Streptophyta; Magnoliopsida; Asterales; Asteraceae
Exons: 2
Coding region: 44-1072 (342 amino acids)
Molecular function (GO): nucleic acid binding; zinc ion binding
Source: RefSeq, a predicted model, not a curated record